AAUUGUCAAUUGACAAGCAUAAGAUCUGAGUUAAGACGUAUAGCGUACCUAGUGUACCUAAUGCGGUCUUGUAACGAUAACAAUUAAUUAAAGAAAAAUAGUUGAGGUCUAAUCCAACGUUUUAAACAUUCUCAUGUCUAGUGCAAAAAUUUGAACUUUACUCGACGAAAUAUCGGCAAAACUCUAAGAUGCUUGCCAGAAGAUUUGUACGAACUCUUUGGAAUAAUAAGCUACAAUUGGAAAGAAGAUAUUUAGCUUCUGAUCCAACUAAGCCGCAACCCGAUGAAACAGAAGGUGUAGAACCAGUCCAGUUACAUGCAUUAGACAAGGAUAUCUGUUUGCUUGUGGAUGAAAAGGACAAUUUCAUAGGAACUGCAACAAAACGGGAGUGCCAUAAAGUUGGGCCAGAUGGACAGAUACCCCUCCACAGAGCUUUCAGUGUGUUCUUCUUCAACAAGAGAGGAGAUAUGCUCCUUCAGAAGCGAUCUAGUCAAAAAGUAACAUAUCCAGAUUACUACACAAACGCCUGCUGUAGCCACCCUCUAUACAUAGAUGGUAAAGCAGAAGAUAUAAUUACAGCUGCACGGAGAAGGCUUAACCUAGAACUUGGAGUCCCGUUGGAUCAAAUGGAUCCGGAAAUGUUCACUUUUCUGACUCGAGUGCACUACCACGAUCCCGGUGAUGGUAUUUGGGGAGAGCACGAAAUUGAUCACAUCCUGUUUUUCCAAAGUGAUGCAAAAGUGAAACCAAAUCCCGAUGAGAUAUCAGAGUACUGCUUUGUGCCGAAGAAUGAGUUCAAUGCAUUCAUUCCAACGCUCGAAGGACCAAUGACGCCUUGGUUCAACAUGAUACGUCGUCAUCGACUGAAACUUUGGUGGGAAAACCUCCAUCGCAUUAAGGAACUCGCCGAGCCCGACAAGAUUCAUAAAUUUAUAAACGAAAAAUAGUUCUAAGACUACAUUACUUCUAUAACUUAUAAUAUUUUAUAGACGAUCACCCUAUCAGUUAUCCACAGUAUAAUUAUUUUUAGUUGCACUACGAUUUUUUUUUUUUUAUUAUAUAAGAGGUUAGAUAGAAUUUAUUUAAAAUAUUUACAGAUUGAUAACAUGAGCAUUUAGAUACCCCAAAUGUUAUUUAAAUUUAAUCAUAAUAUAAUAUAAUAGUGUAAAUAAAGUAGGUGUGGUGCUUUAAAUAAAUUAUUAUUGAAAUAAAU
Molecule: messenger RNA, 1213 nt
Organism: Zerene cesonia (dogface butterfly)
Lineage: Eukaryota; Metazoa; Arthropoda; Insecta; Lepidoptera; Pieridae
Gene: Idi
Product: isopentenyl-diphosphate Delta-isomerase 1
Exons: 6
Coding region: 189-947 (252 amino acids)
Biological process (GO): isopentenyl diphosphate biosynthetic process; isoprenoid biosynthetic process
Cellular component (GO): cytoplasm
Molecular function (GO): isopentenyl-diphosphate delta-isomerase activity
Source: RefSeq, a predicted model, not a curated record